AUGGCCAAGAACACGACCGCCACAAAUGCGCGCCGUCAGACCCCACCAUCAGCAGCUUCUUCAACGCCAAGCCCAUCAGCAUCCGAUGACUGUGUCGAGGUGGCCGCUCCAACUAGGACCUUCUCACCAGCUUCAAAGGCUAGAAGUGUGACUCAACGUCCGAGCGUAGUCAGGAGCGUAGAGAGCAAGGAGAUCGAGGAAAUCGAGGACGACGAGGACGACGAGGAUGAAGUAAUGGAARAGUCAACCACGAAUGCUAGCGUCAGCAGAAAGCGUGCAGGCUCGAGCUUGGUGAAGGGUAGCGCGAAGAAGACAAAGAGUGCUGUGAGUUUUGAAAAGCAGAAGCCGUCUGGAAAAGGAGAGGCGUACGAUGAUCUCGUAUAUCGAGCGAAUACGAUGGCAAGGGGGCUGAAGGAGGAAAUCAAACAGCAGAAGUCGGACUUGAGCGUCUUGGAAGAUGAGCGAGACGAAGCACUCGUGCAAGUGUCGUCUUUGCGAAAGAAACUCAAGGCCGAGCAGGAACUCCGAGAAACGCAGGAUGCAAAGCAGGCCGCCGACAUCAAAACCUCCGUGAAGGAAAUGAAAGUCCAGUUGAGAGCUGAGUGGGACAAGAAGAACAAAGUCGCCAGCGACACCAAGGAUCGGAAGCACAAGGAAGAAAUAGCCCGAUUCAAGCUCAAGACGAACGAGGCUCAAGCGGCAAUGAAGGUCGCAAAGGCCGAUGCAAAGGAAUCCAAGCCGGAGCAUUCCAAAGCUMUACAGGCAAAGGACAAGAAGAUCGAAGGCCUGAUGGAGAAGGAGAUAACACUAUCAGGCGUCUCGGACAAGCUGAAGGACGACAAGGCAAAGCUGCAGGCUGACAAGGAACGUCUUGCAAAGGCCCUUGAGGAUCUGUCCGACGAGAUUUUGAAGCUCGAGUACGAUGUGGCGAAGUUGAAAAGGGAAGUGAAGAAGGAGCAAGGUGUGAGCGCGUCUCACAUCGACAACAUUAUCGGGAUGAAGAAAAGCUUCAGCGAGGAGAAGAAGGUGCUCAAUGAGAAGUGGCAGAUCCAAUACAACAACUCACAGGACAACGCACGCCGUGCCAGCGACAUCCAACGCUCGAUAUCGACGACCACGCGUGCGCUCAAUGAGUCCAUCUUGAAGCGUGAUGAGCUGGACACCAAGCUGAAGAAGGCGAAUGCCGAUAUCAGCAUGCUUCGGAAGAAUGGUCCGAAGGAGGACAAGUCUGGCCAGCUCAAGGAGAAACAGAGCGGCGCUUCCAAGGUCAUUCUCUGA
Ramularia collo-cygni is the source of this 1278-nucleotide messenger RNA. RefSeq lists its product as uncharacterized. Bases 1 to 1278 code for a protein of 425 amino acids. The record is from RefSeq and is a predicted model, not a curated record. NCBI's taxonomy places the organism in Eukaryota, Fungi, Ascomycota, Dothideomycetes, Mycosphaerellales, Mycosphaerellaceae. The transcript has a single exon.